Molecule: messenger RNA, 11157 nt
Organism: Arctia plantaginis
Lineage: Eukaryota; Metazoa; Arthropoda; Insecta; Lepidoptera; Erebidae
Source: the annotation of a GenBank genome assembly
AUGUUUAAGGAUUUACUAUAUUUAACAAACGAAAACGAGCUAAAGGCACGCUUCUGUAAUCGCCUCCGUAAUACGUUGCCAUCUAAAAAUAACAAUCUAUAUAUAGCAGCACAGGUGGUGCCAUUCUAUAGAAAAGCAUGUUUACGCUCGCGCAUCGAGCACGCGUUAUCGGACAACUGGCGGCGGCUGACCGCGCCGCGUGCUGGUUCGUUCCAAACCCGUCCACGACACCGCUCAUUUAGUCAAGAGAGGCCUCGACACCGCAGGGGCAGCUCACACUCCUUGGACUUGGACCUCGAACAACCACAAGAUAGACCUUACCAAACUGCUACUAUACACAAGGCCCACUCUCUGACAAAGAUGGCAGCUUUAUCACUCAAAAUAUCCAUCGACGGCGGCAAGGUGGUGAAGACUAUACAGUUUGAUCCGUCCACGACAGUGUACGACGCCUGUCGCAUCAUCAGGGAAAAGAUCCUCGAAGCCAGCAGUGGUGACCCAAAAGAAUACGGCCUAUUUCUCGCGUCAGAGGAAGACAACAAGAAAGGCAUAUGGCUCGAAGCGUCUCGCAGUCUCGACUACUACAUGCUGAGGAAUGGGGAUCUUCUAGAGUAUAACAAGAAAACCAGAAACCUAAGAGUUCGGAUGCUUGACGGUACUGUGAAGACACUCCUCGUAGACGACAGUCAAGUGGUAGCCAACCUGAUGGUGGUGAUAUGCACCAAGAUUGGUAUCACCAACUACGACGAAUAUGGCCUGGUCCGCGAAGAACAGAAAGAGGAGCCGGAUCCUUGCGAGAAGCCCAACUACGGCACCCUUACCCUUAAGCGAAAACAUCAAGAGAAGGAGCGCGACGCCAAGAUGGAACAGCUGCGGAAGAAGCUCAGGACCGACGACGAAGUGAACUGGGUGGAGCCCUCCAAGACCCUCAGAGAGCAAGGUAUCGAUGUGACAGAAACCCUUCUCCUCCGCCGCAAGCUGUUCUUCUCAGACCGCAACGUGGACUCCAGAGACCCUGUACAGCUGAACCUGCUGUACGUGCAAGCCAGAGACGCUAUCCUGGAUGGAAUGCAUCCUGUCACACAGGAUAAAGCUUGCGAGUUCGCUGGUAUACAGUGUCAGAUCCAGUUUGGUGAUCACAGAGAGGACAAGCACACUACUGGAUUCCUUGAUCUCAAAGAAUUCCUUCCAGCAUCGUAUGUGAAGGUCAAAGGUAUUGAGAAGAAGGUCUUCAAAGAGCACAAGAAACACGUGGGGCUCAGCGAGCUCGACGCCAAAGUGCUGUACACCAAGAGCGCCAGGGACCUCAAGACUUACGGAGUAGCAUUCUUCUUGGUCAAGGAGAAAAUGAAAGGCAAGAACAAACUAGUGCCUCGCCUGCUGGGUGUCACCAAGGACUCGGUGUUGCGUUUGGACGAGAAGACCAAAGAGAUCCUGCAGACCUGGCCCCUCACCACUGUGAGGAGGUGGUGCGCCAGUCCCAACACAUUCACCUUGGAUUUUGGUGAUUACAGUGAUCAGUACUACUCGGUACAGACGACAGAAGCUGAACAGAUCCUGCAGGUGAUAGCUGGCUAUAUCGACAUCAUCGUCCGCAAGCAAAGGGCCAAGGAGCAUCUCGGUAUCGAAGGGGACGAGGGCAGCGCUAUGCUGGAAGACUCCGUCUCUCCUUCUAAGGCCAACAUUAUCCAACACGACACGUUCAAGUCCGGCAAAGUGAACACGGAGUCGGUGGCGAAGCCCGCCGUACACAGACCUGGCGCUGAAGGUGCGAAGCCGUUCGCUGUGGGCCACAUGACAGGAGCACAGCAGACCACAGUCUCCGGACAGAUCAUAACCGGACAUACUCCUCCAGCUGCGUCCCAGAUGCAACAAACGAAAGUGACUUCCAUCCUGACGGAGCCACAACGCGCUCUUUUAUCAACCAUCACCAGUGGAAGGGAAAUUAUAAAACAGACAGAAGAGAGCCUCAGCAGAGCGUCUCUACCAUCUCUCGGACACGACGCGUCUUCAGUGAAGUGGAAGCAGGUGACCAUGGACACGAACAAGCAGGUCGUGACGUCACAGAUCGCCGCCAUGAACGCCGCCACCGCACAAGUCGUCACCUUAACAUCCGGUCCCACGGAGGAAGUAGACCACACGGCAGUCGGAGCCGCGAUCACUACCAUCACCACCAACCUACCGGAAAUGACGAAAGGAGUUCAAAUGAUUGCCGCGCUGAUGGAGGAUGAUGGGCACGGUGACAAGUUGCUGGACGCAACUAGGAACUUAUGCACCGCGUUCAGUGAUCUGUUGAAGGCAGCUGAGCCGGAAACUAAAGAGCCGCGACAAAACCUUCUCAACGCAGCCUCCCGCGUCGGAGAAGCCUCCACAACAGUCCUCUACACCAUCGGCGAAGAGACAGAAGAAGAUAAGGAAACCCAGGAUAUCCUCCUCUCCCUGGCGAAGGCAGUCGCUAAUACGACAGCAGCUCUCGUCCUUAAAGCAAAGAACGUCGCAGCUCAGUGCAGAGAUGAACAACCUCUGCAGAACGCUAUCAUCGCUGCUGCUACCAACUGUGCUCUGGCUACCAGCCAGCUGGUGGCUUGUGCUAAGGUUGUAGCCCCGACUCUCCACAACCCGGCCUGUCGCGAACAACUGGCGUCAGCAGCUCGCCAAGUGGCGCAGGCAGUUGAACGUCUCGUGGAAGCUUGUAACAACGUACCGGAAAGUGCUGCACCGGGAGUCGAACACCUCACCGCGGCCGCACACAGAGUCACUGAAGAGUUGGAGAGAUUAUUGGCACACUGUGAUCUUGAGCGUCGCGCCGUGGCCACGGUGACGGAGCGCUCGGUGGAGACGGUGAUGAGCGCCAGCGAGCGCGUGGUGGCCGCGGCCGACGCCUCCGACAUGGUGCGCCACGCGCGCCUGCUGGGCCAGGCCACCGCGCAUCUCAUCACCAACAUCAAGACGGAGGCCGAGAAGCAACCUUCGGAGUCCCAACGCAAAUUGUUAGCAGCCGCCAAGCUGUUGGCCGAUGCCACCGCCAGGAUGGUGGAGGCGGCUCGGCAAUGCGCUUCCUCGCCUCAGGACCGCGAGAAGCAGGAGGCGCUGCGCCGCGCGGCCGAGGAGCUGCGCUACAUCACCGUGGACUACGCGCAGGGACAGGACAUCGUGGGCUCGCAGGUCGCGCGCCUGCAGGAGAGUGCUCGUCAGGCGGCUUCGAGCGCCACGCAGCUCAUCGCCUCAGCGCACAACGCCACGCAGUACAACACCAACAAGUACACACAGGAAACUCUUCUAGAAGAAUGCAAAUCCUUGAACGAGCAGAUCCCUCGAGUGGUAGACGCCGUGAACGUAGCCUCAAUCAGGGCCGGAGAAGCCACCGCGCAGCUGGACCUUAUCUCUGCCUCGGAGACCUUCUUACAGCCAAGUGGGCAUGUGAUAGCCGCCUCCCGUGGCGCGUUGCCCACGGUAGUGGACGGGCCCACGGCCAAGCACCUCGCCGACACAACCCAUAUGUUCACUGCUAGCUGUUCCGAGCUAAGAUCAGCGGUAGGUCGCGCCCGUAUCUCUUGCAAAGGCCUCGAACUGGAUGCCGCUGCGGAGAUAAUCAAAUCUCUGCAAGCUGAACUGGAUGAGUUGGAAGAAGCUGCACGAGCUUUUGAUUUCAGGCCGUUGCCGGGACAAACGGAGGAGUGGGCGUUCCAGACGAUGAAGACGGCGUCCCGCUCGGCGGCGUCGGCCACGUCGGCGCUGGCGUCGGGCGCGCGCCUGCGCGACGCGGGGGCCUGCGCGCGCGCAGGGGGCGAGCUGGCCGCGGCGCUGCGGGACUUCAACGCGGGCCUGCGCGCGCACGCCGCCCGCGCCGCUCCGCCCUGUCUGCCCAGACUGAUCGGCUCUGGUCGCCAAGUCCUCUGCUCCUCGCAGACCCUCGUGGAACACGUCAAGAUAUACCUCACCACUUCGGAAUCUAUAGAAUCCACUCCCAUCAUGUCCAUCGCUAAGGAUAUCUCACAGGGUCUGGAACAAACCUUGGAAGCGGUCCCAUCACACAAGGAACUGGACCUCGCCAUGGAGAACAUCAACGAAACCCUCAAUAUUCUCAACAUGGGUGAAUUCCCACCUUCAGAUAAGAGCUAUGGGGAGCUGCAGUCGGAGCUGAACAGCGCGGCCGUGGGGCUGAGCAGCGCCGCGGCGCAGCUGGUGGGCGGCGUGGAGCGGCCGCCGGCGCUGGCGGCCUGCAGCCAGCACUUCGGGGACGCCUUCAACUCGCUGCUCGGCGUCUCCAUGGAGAUGGCCGGACAGACUGAGGAUCGCGAUGCACAGACCCUGAUGGUGAGCUCAAUGAAAAGCGUAACCGUCAAUUCCUCCAAGCUCCUCGGCACUGCCAAGUCGGUCAGCCAGGACUUGACUCGCCCCAACGCUAAGAAUCAGCUGGCGGCUGCAGCUCGCGCUGUCACCGAGAGCAUCAACAGACUUGUGGACGUAUGCACGGAGGCGGCUCCGGGUCAGAAGGAGUGCUCAGCGGCUAUCCGCAGCAUCGAGAGCACACGACCCCUCCUCAACUCACCCACGCAGCCCAUCACCGAGUUGGGCUACUUCGCCUGCCUCGACUGCGUCGUGGACCAGAGCAAGAGUCUCAGCGAGGGCAUGUCGUCGAUGGCGUCGUCGGUGAAACGCAGCGAGGUGGAGCAGUUCAGCCGCGCCGUGGCCACCGUGGCCAGCGCCGUGCAGGGGCUCGUCGAGUGCACCGCGCAGGCUGCGUACCUGGUGGCUGUGUCAGACGAGACUUCAGUAGCAGGUCGACCGGGUCUGGUGGACCAAGCACAGUUUGGUCGCGCUGCUCUUGCUAUCGAGCAGGCCUGUCGUGCUCUUUCAGACUCUUCUAGCAACCAACAGCAGGUGCUGUCGGCGGCGACGGUGAUAGCGAAGCACACGAGCGCGCUGUGCAACGCGUGCCGCGUGGCGUCGGGCCGCACCGCCGAGCCGCAGGCCAAGCGACACUUCGUGCAGGCCGCCAAGGACGUGGCCAACAGCACCGCCGCGCUCGUCAAGGAGAUCAAGGCGCUCGACACCGACUACAGCGAGGCUAAUCGCGCCCGUUGUGCCGCUGCGACUGGACCUCUACAGGACGCCGUCCGCAGUUUGUGCCAAUUCGCUGACAGUCCAGAGUUUGCUUCCAUCCCUGCGAAGAUCUCGCCGCAAGCCAGGCAGAACCAAGAGGCUAUAUUAGACUGUGGAAGGAGCAUAAUCUCUGGCUCGUGUUCGAUGCUGGAGUCAGCGCGUGCACUGGCGCUAGCUCCAGCUGAGCGCGCGCACUGGCAGCUGCUGGCGCAGCACAGCAAGACCGUCUCCGACAGCAUCAAAGCGCUCGUCACCAAUAUCAAAGAGAAAGCUCCAGGCCAACGCGAAUGUGCCAACGGCCUGGAGGCCCUCAACAAACAACUUCGAGAACUGGACCAUGUCGCCAUGCAAGCUGUUGGACAAGAACUGAUGCCGAGAAAGAAUAAUAAUCUUCAAGGCUACACGGAGCAGAUUGAGAACAGCGCUACAGAGAUGCUGGAGCGUCUGGAACCGCUGCGCGUCGCCGCCAACAGCGAGGCGGAGAACCUUGGACAUGCUGUUACACAACUGGUGUCGUACGUGGAGCCUCUAGUGUCAGGCGCCAUCGGCGCAGCGUCCAACAUCACCGAGUCCAACACGCAGGCCAACUUGUUGGAGCACACCCGCACCGUACUGGAGACCGCCGCACAACUGCUGGUGGAAGCCAAGACUGCUGCUGGCAACCCCAGGGCGGUGUCGGUGCACGGGCGCGUGGACGCGCAGGCGGCGGCGAGCCGCGGGGCGCUGGGCGAGCUGGUGGCGCGCGUGCGGGACGUGAGCGCGGCGCGCGGGGCCGUGGGGCCGCUGCUCGACACGCUCGCGCGCUCCAUCGCCCGCCUCACCGAGCACAGAAUGUCGUUAAUAGGGUCAUACGACGAGACAGACUCGUUUGUCGACUAUCAAACUCGUAUGGUCGGCGCUGCGAAGGAGAUAGCAAGACUUUCAACAGAUAUGACUGCAAAGUCAGCGACAGAUGCGAGCCGGCUUGUCCAGUUAGGGAACGAGAUGUGCCAGAAAUACGAACAGCUGGCCCAGGAUAGUGUGGGAGCGUCCGCUACCACGCCCAACGGAGAUGUUGCUAAUAGGAUUCGUGUGGCGGUAGUGGAACUAGGUGAGAGUGUCUCCGAGCUGAUCAAGGCUGGCGGUCACUGUCGCCUCUCUGCCAUCCCUCAGAACCAACGCGCCGUGGCUGACAACGCCAAGAUUGUCAACGAGAAGGUGGUGGCGGUGCUGGGCGCGCUGCAGGCGGGCUCGCGCGGCACGCAGGCCUGCAUCGACGCCGCGGCCACCAUAUCCGCCAUCAUCGGGGACCUCGACACCACCAUACUGUUCGCCAGCGCAGGUACCCUACACUCGGAGAAAGACACAGACACGUUCUCUGACCACCGCGAGAAUAUUCUGAAGACGGCUAAAACCCUGGUGGAAGAUACCAAGACCCUGGUUGGUGGGGCGGCCGGUACCCAGGAGCAGUUGGCUACAGCUGCUCAGAGCGCAGUCUCCACUAUCGUGCAACUGUGCGAGGUGGUGAAGCUGGGCGCGAUGUCGCUGGGCUCGGCCAACCCGGAGCCGCAGGUGCUGCUGCUGCACGCGGCGCGGGACGUGGCGGGCGCGCUGCGGGACCUGGCCGCCGCCACCACGGCCGCCUCCGGCAAGCACGUGGCGCACCCCGACAUGCACCGCCUCAAGCACGCCGCCAAGCGGCUGUCUGACACCACGAAACGAUGGAGCUUGCCGUUUAAAACGAACACCCUGCCCAAAUAUAACCGACGGUCCAUUACGCUACGUGCAGACUAUAACUCGUGCGAUUCAGAAACCGAUAUCUUCCAAUCCGACCAGGAAGACGAACUCGUCAAGCUCCUAGACUAUUCCAGCCAAGAUGAUGACGUCUCCCCGACUAUAUUCCACGAUAAUUGUGAAGAGAUCAUCACUUACAUAGAGAGUUUGUUGACCAGACCGCCAGCUAGAAGUGCUAAAGAUGAUGAUUUAAAUGAACGUUACAAUAAGGCGGCCAGAAAUAGCCUCGUUGAUAUGGAUUGGAGGGUUCUUAAGUAUGGUGAAAAUAUCCUGCUAGGUGAAGUGAAAAAGCUAACAGAUUUGUGUCAUGAUAUUGCUGAUAAGGCAGAAAAGAAAAGAAAAAGAGAUACACUACAAAGAAUUAAAGCAAAUAAUGAUUUGGAUAAUGAAAUGAAACGUCUAUCAGCUGUUAUUGAACAUCUAGAUACAGAAAUAGUUAAUGAUGUUAAAAUUGAAACAGUUCCCAAUAAAAAACCUAAAUUAGACGAUGAUGGGGAACUAAAGAGUCCCGUAUUUAGAUUGAAAAAGAUCAGACCAGUGAAUUUAGAUGUACACACUACGUCACCCGAAGCCAAGGAAGCUGUGAAACAGCUUCUCAGUCCAGAAGAGAAACAAAAAUCUGAGUCCACAGAAAUCACUGUCAAACCCGAUGUUAUAACCACGGAAAUGACAAACGGGACCACGGAAGAGACUAAGAUCACGAAAGUGACAGAUGUUAAUACUAUGACAAGAAAAGUCAGGAUGGAAUUCUGGAAAAUGUUCAAAGACGACACUGAAUGGUGGAAAGGUCUAGCCAAGAGGAACCUGGAUAAAAUGGAAGAAGCUCGAAAGGAAUUAGAAAGAUUCAGUGGCCAUGAAUUAGUACUGGGGGAGUAUCAAACAGAAAGAGAUAAAUAUGAGAAAGAGAAAUUCACAUUAGAAACGUUUAUAGACGAAGUAGACAGGUCUAAAGCAGUCAAUAGAGACUUGGAAUAUAAUAAAAAAUACGAGGAGAUUGUCUUGAAAUUAAUAGAAUUCGCUAAAAAAGAUUUUAUAUACAAAGGCUUUGAUCCACUGAUCGAGAAAUUAAAAGCACUCUCAAACAUUAAAAUCGAUAAAAGAAAGAAAGUAGAAAUACAAGACAUAUUAAACAUAUAUUCACAGAUAGACACAAGCAAAUACACUUACGAAGAGUUGUGUUUAUUAGAAAAAUAUUACAAAGAAAUUAUUAGAAAAUACAAAUCCGAAUCUCGCAAUAAAGAAAUCGUUACAACGGAUAAUAUCAAAGAUAAUAUCAUCAAUAUAACUCACAGCACAAACACAUUUAAUAACAGAAAGUCCCCACAUAAUAUGGAAAUAUUUGACCUUACAAGAACGUACCCCAUGCAGUAUUACGCCAACAACUGGUGGUCUAUAUACGAGGAUGUGUUAAAAAACCGUGAAAAACAAUUCGGCUCCAUAGACAACUGGUGGCACGUCUACGAGACUAUUCUUAAUAAGACGACCACGAAAGAAGAAUUGGAACGUAUCAGAACAGUAAUAGAACACAGAAAUCGCCGACCAAACAGUCGGAUGGAAGAACAGUUGAAAAUGUUGGAGGAAAUAAGGAAUGACCGUUUUCGGGAGACGGAGGCUGUGACCACGAGGGAUGAUGAAUCGCUGAUGGUCACAAACGUGACGUCACUGCUUAAGACUGUCAAGGCUGUUGAGGAUGAGCACACGAGAGGAACCAGAGCCUUGGAAUCUACCAUUGAAGCUAUAUCUCAGGAGAUUGAGGUGCUGAUGUCUCCCACACCACCAAAAUCUUUAGCAACUCCUGAAGAACUGAUACGUUGCACGCGCCAGAUGACUGUUGCUACGGCGCGGGCAGUUGCCGCCGGUAACGCCAACAAGCAAGACCAGCUGACCGCCGCUGCUAACCUUGGACGGAAGACCGUUGUUGACCUUCUUGUAGCUUGCAAGGGUGCAGCUCAUGGAGCUGAGACUUCAGACCUCCAGUCCCGCACGUUAGAGUCAGGUCGUGCGGCAGCUGAAGCUUACCGCGCCCUCCUCAAUGGCGUACUAUCAGCGUGCAAUGGAGACGUGGCCGCGAGACAACACUUCCCUGAACUAUCUAGAAGAGUCGCGCAUGCUGUGGCAGAUAUAAUUGCUACUGCGGAACUGCUGAAAGGUUCCGAUUGGGUAGACCCUGACGAUCCUACGGUGAUAGCUGAGAAUGAACUCCUAGGUGCUGCUGCGUCAAUCGACGCCGCUGCCAAGAAACUCGACUCUCUCAGACCUAGGAAGAGUGUUAAAGUGCAGGAGGCAGAUGAGAGCCUGAACUUCGACGAGAUGAUCCUGGAAGCGGCCAAGUCCAUCAUCACGGCCACUUCGGCGCUGGUACGGGCAGCAUCUGCUGCGCAGAGGGAACUUAUUGACCAGGGUAAAGUAGCUCGCCGUCCUACUUCCUCAUCGGACGACGGUCAAUGGUCCGAGGGUCUGAUCAGCGCGGCCCGCCUCGUGGCCGCUGCGGCACACUCCCUCGUGGAGGCGGCCAACGCGCUCGUGCAGGGCGCUGGCUCCGAGGAGAGGCUCAUCUCCAGCGCUAGGCAAGUCGCUUCGUCUACUGCGCAGCUGCUGGUCGCUUGCAAGGUGAAGGCGGACCCGUCGUCGGAGUCGACCCGGCGGCUGCAGGCGGCGGGCGCGGAGGUGAUCCGCUCGACGGACAACCUGGUGCGGGCCGCGCGCGACGCCAUCCAGACCGAGGAGGAGCGGAGCCUCGUGCUCAACCGCCGCAUGGUGGGCGGCAUCGCGCAGGAGAUCGACGCCAGGUCUGAAGUACUGCGCAUAGAGAAAGAGUUGGAAGAAGCCAGAGGCCGUCUCACAGCUAUCCGCCAAGCUAAAUACAAGAUCCGAGCAGGAGAAACUUCUGGAGAGGAGACGGACACUGAUGUGCAGCUGGGGUACGCGAGUGAUGCUAGCGGACAUCACAGAUUCAAGACACCGAACUCUAGCUUCGCGAACACUACGUACUCUCCAAACAGCACGUACUCGCCCCACAAUACCCACAACACCACCCAGAAUACCACCAUCACGUCGCACAUCAGCCAGCUGAACCAAUCCAUCCAUGGUACACCUGCGCACCCCACACACUCUGUCCAAGCUGGACCACCUAAGAGCCCUAUGUCACCUGGAUACGGGUACAGCACACCAAAGAGCCCCGUCAACAACCAAACGUCUACGUACAACCAGAACCAAUCGACGGCUUACAACCAGUCUUCGAACACGUACAACCGAGACGAGAAGCAGUAUACCGUGCAGUCGCCAACGUUCUCCAGUUUCAGACCUCAGGAAGACCCUAAACAAAACUACGAAGGGUUCACAACUCGACUUUCUACAAAAGACAGAACGAUGAACAAAACUUACGAGACUCGCUUGUACGACACUCCCCGCCCUCUGGACAUAAAGACCGACUCACAACAGUCUCAAUAUGAAUAUAAAUACGAACCACCCAAAACGCCCCUCAGCCCAAAAUUCAACGCAAGAGAACUGAAAUUCGAUGACAAAACGGAACCCAUAUACUCGACGCUGAAGAAACCAUUCGACGGCGUAGGUCAGACUUUCUCAGAACACCAGAAAUCAACCGAAGCAAUCCCGGGGGGUAUAAAACAUUCUGAAUACAAAAUCGUCAACGAAUCUUACUCGUCUUACCCAAAAACAGAAUUCGUUAAAACAGAACUGCGGGAGGAAGUCAAAUCUCCAUUCCAUUCAACGCCAAAAAUCGACCGGUCAACGGAAUUAGUAAAAGCUGUAACCCCAGACUAUGACAGGAUCUCUUCUCCUUACGGUGGUCCGAAUUACAUGGAGGAAACCACUACAGAAGUCAAGGAAAUACCAAAUGGAACCCAAAAAGUUACCACCACAAAGAUUUACAGUUCGUCCCCUGUCAAUUUGACCACCACAAGCACGAAAUACGAACCCAUCAGACUCGAAGGUAUCGAUGAAUUAUCGAAAUCGUUCGAUAACGAUUCGAAAUACAGCACUCUGGACUCUAGGUUCAACACUUUAGAGUCGAAACUGAGUUCUGACACCAGUCGAUCUUUUAUGAGGCCUUCGGAAUUCCAAACAUCAGAUUACCAAAGUUCUACAAGUGUGAGCAAGGUGAAGAAACCUUCAGAUCUGGUCAAGGAAAUUGACAGUAUGGACAAGAAGUUCUCCAAGCAGACCAUCACAUCUGAGACGGUUGAAAGGAAAUCGGUUAUGACCAGUUCUCAUAAGUCAGAGACUAGUUCUACGAUCACCAAGAAAUUUGGCAACUUUUAA